Molecule: messenger RNA, 509 nt
Organism: Fusarium oxysporum Fo47
Lineage: Eukaryota; Fungi; Ascomycota; Sordariomycetes; Hypocreales; Nectriaceae
Exons: 1
Coding region: 40-417 (125 amino acids)
Source: RefSeq, a predicted model, not a curated record
CAUCAAAGUAGUCCAUUACCAAAACAGACUUCACUCAUCAUGCACUUCUCAACUCUUCUCGCUGGCCUCGCCACUUUCUCUACGGCUGUAACCGCCACCCCUACGGAAAAGCCUCACGUCGGCGUCGCCAUCCUCACCGUCAACGAACCAGAGGACAGUACUCUUCCUCUCAACGUCCCUCUCGGCGUUCUCACCCACCAGAAGAACAACAAGCUCACAGAGCUGGAGUUUGUUAACGUCUACUCUACUGUGAAGGGUGUCAAGCCUCCCAAGAUGGACCAGAUUAGAUGCCAGAUGUACAAGGAUCAGUAUGGCACUGUGCCUAUCACCAAGGAUCUCACUGCAGAAAAUGGUGUUGUUAGCAAGAAGCCCAUCUACCUUGGAUGGGUUCUCUGCCGUGUCAAGGCGCAGAAGUAGGCUGCAGUAGUUGGAGUCAUUUGGAUGUUUUAUUUGUCUCAUCAUGUGAUAGGCGGAGCAUUGAACAUUGAAUACAGGAUCAAGUGUAAUGA